AUGGAGCUCACGGAACCUGAAAGUACAUGUAAGUCUAGUACUGUACAACCAAUGGAGCUCAAGGAACCUGAAAGUACAUGUAAGUUUAGUACUAUACAACCAAUGGAGCUCAAGAAACCUGAAAGUACAUGCAUGUUUAGUACUGUACAACCAAUGGAGCUCAAGGAACCUGAAAGUACAUGUAAGUCUAGUACUGUACAACCAAUGGAGCUCAAGGAACCUGAAAGUACAUGUAAUUUUAGUACUGUACAACCAAUGGAGCUCAAGGAUCCUGAAAGUACAUGUAAUUUUAGUACUGUACAACCAAUGGAGCUCAAGGAUCCUGAAAGUAAAUGUAAGUUUAGUACUGCACAACCAAUGGAGCUCAAGGAUCCUGAAAGUACAUGUAAGUUUAGUACUGUACAACCAAUGGAGNUUGAUACAAGUACACUUUGGUCUACAUAUUGUUGUACAGGUUCGGAUCAAUUUCUUCUGCAGACUUCAACAAAAAAACAGGAGGAACAAACUUCUAAUAAGAAGGAGGAACAAACUUCUAAUAAGAAGGAGGAACAAACUUCUAAUAAGAAGAAUACCUGGACCCAACAGGACACGAAGGUUCUAAAAGGAAAGGAUAAUAUGGCGGCUGUAAAAUCCAGGAAAGAAGAAACCAAACCAAACCAUAGAAACAGACUCAAGGAUUCAGGAUGGACAGUAUCUCCUGAUCUUCUUAAUUCUUUUCAUAAGAUGAACUGGAAACCAAAUAUUUCUUUACACAACAUUUCAACUGAAACACAAAGAAAUGGGUCGAAGAUACUUUUUGGUCAAGUUGCGGAGAGAAACCAGUUUCCUUUUCUUGGUGCAGUACAGUGGGACGGAGAGUUCUUGUGCCCAGGAUCAAUCCUGUCUUCCCAUCAUGUACUAACAUCUGCUUCAUGUACUGUACUACCUCAACACUUCUCCUACAUGUACAGACUUGGUUUUGUCGCUGGAGAGUAUAAUAUCAAAGUAAAAGAGAACUCAGAGCAAAGAGUGCAAAUUAAAAGUAUUGUUCCCCAUCCUGGGUUCCAAACUACCUGUUCUGGGUUUAUCAAUGAUAUUUCUAUUCUAAUUCUGGAUAAACCUCUCCUAUUCACGGAAAGUGUUUCGAAAAUUUGCCUUGCAUCUCCUACUCGUCCCUGGGAACUAUCGUCUUCUCCUUCUUCUUCUUCUUCUUCUUCUUCUUCUUUAUCUUCGACUACCCUGGUAUCAUGGGGAAAUACACAGUUCGGAUCUGCGGUAGUUCCACACUAUGCUACCUUUCCUAUACUACCUAGGUAUAGUUAAUAGAUUGCUCUUUCACAAAUUUGUUUGUUCGUGGCUGGAAACUUCUUAUAUUGGAUGCCCUUAAAGGGACUGUAAGUGUAAUUUCAAGUGACCCUCCAUGCAAAGAGGGCUAUGCACGAUUUACAACGAUACCUUUAAACCUUUUGUGUGUAUAUCUCUGUACACGACAAACACACAAAGGUUUUAAGGGAACUGUUGUAUGGUGUAAUCUUUGUAAUUUGUGUAAUCUGUUUAAUCUGUGUAAUCUGUGUGAUCUGUGUAAUCUGUUUAAUUUAUACAAUCUGUGUAAUCUGUGCAUUUUUUGUAAUCUGUGUACUCUGUGUAAUUUAUAUAAUUUGUGAAAUCUGUGUAAUCUGCUUAAACUGUGUAAUCUGUAUAAUCUGUAUGAGUUAUAUAAUGUGUGUAAUUUGCGUAAUCUGUG
Messenger RNA from Eurytemora carolleeae, 1723 nucleotides. RefSeq lists its product as uncharacterized. Gene Ontology annotation, molecular function: serine-type endopeptidase activity. NCBI's taxonomy places the organism in Eukaryota, Metazoa, Arthropoda, Copepoda, Calanoida, Temoridae. The transcript is spliced from 10 exons. The record is from RefSeq and is a predicted model, not a curated record. Gene Ontology annotation, biological process: proteolysis. Bases 1 to 1302 code for a protein of 433 amino acids.